Messenger RNA from Ziziphus jujuba (common jujube), 3648 nucleotides. RefSeq lists its product as uncharacterized. The transcript has 8 exons. The coding region runs from base 431 to 2611 and encodes 726 amino acids. Gene Ontology annotation, molecular function: protein binding. NCBI's taxonomy places the organism in Eukaryota, Viridiplantae, Streptophyta, Magnoliopsida, Rosales, Rhamnaceae. The record is from RefSeq and is a predicted model, not a curated record.
UGAAGGAGAGAGAAAGCACACAAAAACUCCCUGCUCUCGAAAUCUCGUUUCUCGGGCCAUCCAUUCACGAAUAUCGAGGAAAUUAUUAUUCUUUUUCCUGUUUUACCCUUGCUCAUAAUUUUAUUCCCAAAAAAAUUAAAAUAAAAAUUCAAUUUUUCUUUUUGGCUUUCUUAUUUUAUUUUUCUACAUUUUUGUGUGUGCUUCAUCCGCUGCUUCCUCUCCAAAGAGCGAGUCCAAAAUAGCUUUCAAUUUUUUUCAUGUGUGCUUCGAUCUUUGUCCUCCCAAUUUUCAAAGAAAUCUCAUAGAAAAGAAGAACCCAUUUAUUUUCUCGGGCUGCUUGCCUGGGGGGAUUUGGAUUUUGCCACAUUGUCUAGGGCUUAAAAUGUUGGUUUCUUGAGGUUGGAUUUCAUGGGUUGAACUCAAAAGUAUAAUGGGUAGCCUCAGUGAAGACGAAGAAUAUAGAUUUUUUGAUGCCCAAGAAGAUAUUGCAUCGACAUCUGAUGCGAAUUCUGAUAGUGUUAGUUCAAGUUCUUCGAACAAUUGGGUUCCAAAUGGUCUACACUAUGAUAUUUGGAUGCGGAGCCCGAGAAGUGUUGAGGAGCGCCGGAGUAAUUUCCUGAGGUGGAUUGGAUUGAAUUCAGAUGGAAUUCUGAUAGAAAAUUCUGUAGAUGUAGAUAGUGACAUUUCCAAAAGAGAAUUCGACAGAAUCAGAGAGAGCAGUGGAGCUGUGCUGAGAACCUCCAGUUUCGAAAACGAGUUCGCUUCCACUCGAUCUUCCAUUUCAUGUGCUGAAAAUGGCGGCUGCGAUUUUUCCCAGAAUUUGUGUUCAAAGGAGAAUUUUUUUGUGUGCAGAGAUGCAGAUUCAGGCUGUGGAAUGGAGUGUGAUGUGGAGGAAGUGGAUGAAAAGAAGAGUGCAAGUCGAAAAGCGAGGAGCUUGGGUCGGUUGGAGUUGGCUGGAGAGCCUGAGAAUGCUUCUGCAUUGUCUCCCUCGUUCCAACAACUGAUGGAGAAAGAAGUGCAGGAAACAAACAAUUUGGUGGGGACAAUGAAGAAAGCUAAGAAGGGUUGGUUGAGUAAAUUGAGAUCCAUGGCAUGCAUUAUUGAUAAGCAAGGGGAUGCUGAUAGGUUGAGACCAAAUGAUAAUGAUGCAAAUUUUGGAUGUAGGGCUCAAAGAGUUAAGGUUCGCCAAUGCGGGAAACGGUCAAAGGAACUUUCAGCUCUUUAUAUGGGGCAAGAUAUCCAAGCCCAUAAAGGUUCAAUUUUGACAAUGAAAUUCAGUCCUGAUGGACAGUAUCUCGCAAGUGCUGGUGAAGAUGGGAUUGUACGGGUUUGGCAAGUGGUGGAGGAUGAGAGAUCUAAUGAGCUUGACAUUCCAAAAUUAGAUCCAUCCUGUUUAUACUUCACAGUGAAUCAUCUCUCAGAAUUGAAACCCCUUGUUACGGAUAAAGAGAAAAUAGGCAAAUCAGUAAGCAUGAGGAAAACGUCAGACUCAGCUUGUGUUAUUUUUCCUCCUAAGGUCUUCAGAAUAUUGGAGAAACCGUUGCAUGAUUUUUGUGGACACAGCGGUGAGAUCUUGGAUCUCUCAUGGUCAAAGAAUAAUUAUCUUCUGUCAUCGUCGGUUGACAAAACUGUUCGUCUCUGGCGAGUGGGAUAUGAUAACUGCCUCAAAAUUUUUUCACAUAGCAAUUAUGUGACAUGUGUCCAAUUUAAUCCUAUGGAUGAUAAUUACUUCAUCAGCGGUUCUAUAGAUGGAAAAGUUCGUAUCUGGGGAAUUCCUUCUUGCAAAGUUGUUGACUGGACUGAUAUAGGGGAAAUAGUCACUGCAGUGUGUUAUCGCCCUGAUGGAGAGGGGGGAAUUAUUGGCUCUUUGACUGGAAAUUGUCGCUUUUUCUAUGUAGAUGAUAAUCAUUUACAAUUGGAUGCUCAAAUAUCCUUACAUAAUAAGAAGAAAUCUGCAUGCAAAGAGAUCACAGGCUUCCAGUUUUCUCCAAAAGACUCUAGCAAAGUAAUGAUUACUUGUGCGGGUUCCCAGGUUAGAGUUCUGGACGGGCUCAAUGUGAUUGGAAAAUAUCGGGCACUACGUAACGCAGGAAACCAGAUAUCUGCAUAUUUCACUUCAAAUGGAAAACAUAUAGUAUCGGCUUGCGAUGAUUCUAAUGUAUAUGUAUGGAACUGCAGUAAUCAAGAGGAGACUGUUCUCUCUCAAGCAAAAAAUGUUAGGUCUUGUGAGCGUUUUUUCAGCAAUGCAUCUGUUGCUAUACCUUGGGGUGGUUUAAAACAUAGCCACUCAGAAAAUGGAAGUCAGAUUCAUGGUUUGGAUGAGAGGUUAUCAGAAGCUCUGCCUUUUUCUUCACCUGCUUGUUUUUCUCUAAGCCAAGAAUUCUACUUAGAAUCUUUUCCCAAGGGAUCUGCAACAUGGCCAGAGGAAAAGCUACCUACUUCAAGCCCGCUGGCCAAAACUUCUAUAAUGCACAAAUCUCAGUACAAGUUCCUUAAAAGUUCUUGCCAGAGCACAUCCAAUUCUCAUGCAUGGGGUCUGGUUAUUGUGACGGCAGGCUGGGAUGGACGGAUAAAAUCAUUCCACAAUUAUGGUUUACCUUUGCAUCCUUGAUAAUUUUUUGUGCUUGGCAUGAUUUACGGAGAAUAUUUUAUGCCCUUUGUUGGUCACUCACCUGCAGUGCCUCUUUUAACCCGAUUGCACACUGUCAAUUCUUAUGUAAGAUGAAUUGACAAAUGACUUUUGAGCAAACUGUAAGGCCACAGCGGGUUCAUAUCUGAGCAUUCCAUAGGCAUGUGCAGUGUUGAUGAUCUUGAGAAUUUUGGUUUUUGCAUGGGCCCUUUUCUCAGAUUUCUUCAGUGACAGUUAUCAAAUUAUAUCAGAGCAAGUGGCAGCAAUUCUAUGGUUGCUUUGUAAUCUGUCUUGGAAGCAGUAAGUGGCUAAGGUUAGCUUAUCUGGAUUCCAAGCGUAAUAUUAUAACUUCUGAUUAAUCAUUCGAUAGUUUUUUGUCUGCCGGCCCACAAGAUUAGAUGUAAAAGUCAUUUGUUGAGAGAGGCGAAAUUGAGAUAUUAUCUCUGCAUAAUGCAAGUGCCUGUGGGGCCUUGUAGAACCUCUUUCUUUUGUUCUUAAAGUUGAGACGGGGAAUCCCAGCUGGUGGUAGGAGUUUGUUUGAGAGAGAAAAAAAAAUGGUAGGGAACUUUGCCAUUAUAUUAUGUUGGCCGGUCUGAAUGAUUGAGUUGUUUGUCUGCCAUUGCUGUUUUGUAUAGUGGUAGAGCCAGUCACUUCUUGUGUUGGCUCUGGAACUGUGCUAGGGCCUGGAAUUCAUUUCCAUUUCUCAGCCACAGUUCAUGAAACUGCCCAGACCAGUGUACAGAAGAUGUUUUCUUCCGUUUCUUCCGAAUAAUCACUGCUUGCUGCUCUGCGUUACCUUUAAUUGUUGUUUCAAUGCUGAUUCCACUGUUUUUGCUAACAUAAUUUAUGUACUCUCAGUUUUGGCUUAAACUUAAUGGAUUAGUUGAGUUUUAGGGGAGUUGUUUUUUACUUUUCUUUUUCCCCCUCCAAUAGCUAGAUAGAAAUUCCUUGAGAUAGCAUAUAUGUAAUUGUAAUUUUUCGGUGGUAAAUAAAAUUUUUUUUGCAGCUUCUUCCUUUUC